This is a messenger RNA of Danio rerio (zebrafish), 1674 nucleotides long. RefSeq names its product Pim proto-oncogene, serine/threonine kinase, related 133 (gene pimr133). Lineage: Eukaryota; Metazoa; Chordata; Actinopteri; Cypriniformes; Danionidae. The record is from RefSeq and is marked validated. Gene Ontology annotation, molecular function: ATP binding; kinase activity; nucleotide binding.
AUUUCUCAUAUUUAAGUGUACGGAAAUUAAACCAAAAAUGUUAUUUACCGUACUCGGAGUUAUUUCUCUCUUCCUGAGAAAAAGAACCAUCAAUUCCACCGUCUCAGGUCAAGAUAAAAACUUCGACCGUCAAGAAGAAGGAUUGGUCACGGGAUCCAACGUGGCCACCAGUGAUGGUCGAAAAAUCGGUGACUGGUGUAAAGAAUCAUCUUUGCAUCUGGAGGAACAGAUCAAGGUUCAGACAGAGAAACCGUCACUGGAGGAACCUGUUGAUGGCCAGAGUGAAGAACCAUCACUGGUAGAGCCUGACAGUGUUCCCGGUGAAGAACAAGCCAGCAAGUUUGCUAAGCCCGGCUGUAGUCAUGAUGACCCUCCAAAUGUGGUCUCGGCUAAGCCCGGCUGUAGUCAUGAUGACCCUCCAAAUGUGGUCUCGGCUAAGCCCGGCUGUAGUCAUGAUGACCCUCCAAAUGUGGUCUCGGCUAAGCCCGGCUGUAGUCAUGAUGACCCUCCAAAUGUGGUCUCGGCUAAGCUUGGCUGUAAAGAUGUUGGCAAAAGUGCAACCUGUCAGACAGAGGGCGCUGUUCCACCAAAAAAGAAGAAUAAAGACACAAACAUCAUUGAGAUCAACUCACAUCGCUAUGAAAUCGGUGCUGAGCUGGGCAAAGGAGGCUAUGGAACCGUUUUCGCAGCGACCCGUUUACAAGAUGGCCUUCGGGUGGCAGUAAAAAUUGCAAAUUUCAAGCCUAAGCGACUCUUCCGUGUUGAUGAUUUUAACCAGCUACUUCCAGCGGAGAUCGCUCUGCACUUUCUUGCCACUAAAGGCCCCGAGGUUAAAGAACUCGUUCAGCUUCUGGACUGGAAGGUGGAGGCUGAUCGCUACUUUAUGGUCCUAGAGCGGCCCACACCCUGUGUGAGUGUGGGUGAUUUUUUAAGAGACCAUGAAGGCAGGAUCCCAGAGGACGUGUUAAGGAAAAUCAUGUUCCACACAACAAUAGCAGCUGACACAUGCCUCAAACGUGGAGUGUUUCACCGUGAUAUCAAGCCUGACAACUUGCUGAUGAACCCACAGACCUUUGAAGUUAAACUGAUUGACUUUGGUUGUGGUGUUCCCCUUACUGAGGACUAUUACAUAACCUAUUUGGGCACAGUGCAGUUCAUGCCUCCUGAGUUAAAAAAGAUUGGCUAUUACUACGGAGAGCCAGCAACAGUGUGGUCACUCGGGCUUCUUCAGUUUUUGCUAAUGUAUAAAAAAUUUCCAGAAAAGCGUGACCUCCGCAGGAUGAAAAACAAAAAUUAUUACCAAUAUGGAAGGUCAGAAGAAUGCUGUGAUUUCUUCAGCUGUUGUCUGCAAACUAACCCCAGUCUUCGGCAAAAGCUGAAUGCACUCCGUGCCCAUGCCUGGUUUAAGAGAAUUAUAAAAAAGAUCUAGCAUUUGACAAAGGACAGCUUCCAGAAUCAGUCAAGAACAGUUCAGUGCUGGAUUCGGCUAAAAACUCCAGCACCUCCAACCAUAAAAGAAGAAGCAGAGGAUUGUGAGCCAACCACAACAACAUAGUCCUUUAGCUAAACAUGACUUGAUUCACAGAAAGCUGAACAUAAUUUGGUUCUGCAGUGUCAUAGCUCUUAUUGUAACAUUUACACUGGCUCUAAUUAAAUUCCAUGUAAAAAAAAAAA